Mycotypha africana is the source of this 402-nucleotide messenger RNA. RefSeq lists its product as uncharacterized. The record is from RefSeq and is a predicted model, not a curated record. The transcript has 3 exons. Lineage: Eukaryota; Fungi; Mucoromycota; Mucoromycetes; Mucorales; Mycotyphaceae. The annotation marks the transcript as partial.
GACGCACAAUCGCUCUUUCAACUGUUUUCACCCUCGCUGCAUUUCGAAAUUCCUAAGAAGUCAACGAGACAAGGUUGGUUUGUAUUAGCAGAGCAGUUUGUCCCAACUUCUAAGAAUGCUUUUUGGCAAACGAUUCGACGAUGGACGUUCGAGCCUCAGCUUGUUAUUCCACCAAUUGAUAAAGCAGAUGUUGAGGAAAAUAUGCUAUCACAGAGUCAUGAACAUUGUAGCUCCACCGAAAGUCCUGUCGAAUCUUUUACCAGACGGCUUUAUCCUAAACGGAAAUCAAAAGAUCCUGUAUUGGAGGAGACUGUAGAGUAUUAUGAAACCUCUAGGGAAAGCAGAGUUGUGUACUUACCCAAACCUCCCGAGGAAAUGAAGCUGCCGUUUUAUUACCCAAAA